This is a messenger RNA of Ogataea polymorpha, 3501 nucleotides long. RefSeq lists its product as uncharacterized. Gene Ontology annotation, cellular component: AP-1 adaptor complex; membrane coat. Gene Ontology annotation, molecular function: clathrin-cargo adaptor activity. The coding region runs from base 1 to 3363 and encodes 1120 amino acids. Gene Ontology annotation, biological process: Golgi to vacuole transport; receptor-mediated endocytosis; intracellular protein transport. The transcript has 4 exons. The record is from RefSeq and is a predicted model, not a curated record. Lineage: Eukaryota; Fungi; Ascomycota; Pichiomycetes; Pichiales; Pichiaceae.
AUGAGCACCAAUUUAACUCCCCCAAGCUCCCCCGCCUUGCGCUUCCCCAAGCUUGGCCGAGCUUGUCUCGAACAGGCGCAGUACAACUUCCUCACCAAUCGUUCCCACUUUCUUGCUCUGCGCCGCCAGGUCUCUACAGACGCCCUUUCGUCCGCGCGGUCUGCCAGCUACUACGAUUUUUUGCAGUCUGUCACGCCGGCCAGCAACGCCGGCCAGCUAGACUGGAUCAAUGUCCGCGCGUCAGAGCUCAGGGCGCUGAAAACUCGCCGCUCCUUUGUCCGCUGGCUCGACAAACAGUACGAGGCGCUGCACGGGGACGACUUGCUCGCCGUCUCGGACGUGCUGAGCGACGAGGACACGCCCGAACCGUCUCCAUGCACCGCUCUGCCCGCAGCCACCACCAGCACUAUGCCGCUGCCAAAACCGGGCACGGGGGUGGCUUAUGUAAUCACUGACGUCAUCACACUGAUGGCGGCGCAGACGGCCGUAGUGGCUCUGGCUGUCGCGUUGUGGUGGUGUGUGUUUGCGGACAGCACGGAUGCCGCCAAGACGAUUGCUGCCGAGCGCGCGGCUAUCCGCAAGGAGAGUGCCAAGAUUCGGACCGCUUUCCGGGAUGUUCAUCUAGACAACGCGUCGCGAAGGACGAACAUAUCGAAACUUCUUUAUUUGUAUAUUUUGGGUGAGCCUACGUAUUUUGGCCAGGUCGAGUGCCUGAAGCUGCUGGCUUCUCCCAAAUUCGUUGACAAGCGGCUUGGGUAUCUUGCGACGAUGCUUCUUCUGGACGAGAACCAAGAGGUUUUGACACUGUUGACAAAUUCGCUCGACAAUGACAUGAAGAGCUCUAACCAGUACAUUGCUGGGCUUGCGCUUGUGACUUUGGGCAAUGUUGCAUCUCCAGAGCUUGCCCGUGAUCUAUAUGCGAACGUGGACGCGCUGCUAGGCUCUCCGCAUGGGUAUUUGCGGAAGAAAGCUGCGAUUGUCGCUGCCAAGCUCGUGAACAAGGACCCGGAUCUGAGCGAGAUUUUCCUGCCGAGAGUGGCUCCCCUACUGAACGAGAAGAGCCAUGGUGUGGUUUUGGGUGCUCUGACGCUGAUGCGAGCCAUCUACAACAACGAUGAGAGCUCAAGAGAAACACUCAAAGUGCAGAUUCCGCGACUUUUGGCACAUCUGCGUAUUCUGAUUGCUACGGGCCACUCCCCCGAGUAUGACGUGAGAGGCGUGCCGGAUCCUUUUCUGUUUGUGUCGCUGCUGAGCACUUUGCGUCUGUUUUUGGCCAACGACGAGAACAACACCAAUCUCGAGCCGUUGAACGAUCUGCUGACGCAGGUAUGUUCUAGGAUUGACAGCGCAAAAGGCACGGGCUACUCUGUGCUCUAUGAGACGGUGCAGACGAUAUUUACCAUCAACUCGGACUCGUCGCUCAAAGUUCUGGGUAUCAACAUUCUGAGCAAGUUCCUGACCCAGAAGGACAACAACACACGCUACGUUGCACUCAACACGCUGCUGAACGUUAUCAACUACGAGCCGCUUGCCGUGCAGCGCCACCGUACGACGAUCGUGGGCUGUCUUCAGGACGGCGACGUCUCGAUCCGCCGCCGCGCACUCGAGCUCACGUUUGCUAUCAUGAACCAGCAGAACAUGCGUGUGCUCACGAAGGAACUGCUGGCCUUUUUGCAGAACUCGGACGACGAGCUUAAGGAGUAUAUCACAACACAACUUUGCAUUGCCUGUAACAAAUACCGGCCGGACGUCAGAUGGCACUUUGAGACGCUCAUCAGUCUGCUCAAGCUCGCGGGGAACCACUUCUCCAGAGAAAUCGUGUCUAACGUGUUGGCCCUGAUCAUGCAAAACACAGAUCUCGAGCUGACCAAGUUCCUCGUCGAGGAGCUCAUUUCCUCGAGCCAGACCCACCACAACCAGUUUGCGUUGGCACUGGUCACCACCUGGUGUGUCGGCGAGUACGCAGACAUCGUUCUUGGCGACAAAGUUACGGCAGACUCGCUUGUGACCCUGAUAGAAACAUUCCUCAACAUAUCCUCGUUUGAGCAGGCAGACGCCAUCCAGAUGAAGACCUACGCAUUGACGGCCAUUCUGAAGCUCUCUGCCAGGGCCAGCUCGCCGCAGUGCAUUGAGCGACUCAGGAAAUUGCUAGUCUCGUUCCAGUCUGACUACAAUCUAGAGAUUCAAACCAGGGCUAUAGAGUACGCCGAGAUAUUCGGCCAACCAGCAUCAAUCAGGAAAGCAUUGCUGGAGAGAAUGCCAGCGCCACCAGUCAAGCUGCACGAGGGCAUCCCUCUAGUCAACAGAAGCACCACAAAAUCGACCAAGUCAGCCUCGUCCCAAUCUGCCACCACCGGAGACCUGCUGCUGGACCUUCUGGGAGAUGAUGAGACGAAAAAGGAGCGCGAGGCCGCGCCGGCGCCGGCCAAGCCCCAGGAGUCGACGCUGGACCUGCUGUCGGACAUCUUUGGCAGCUCCGCCUCGCAGAAACGGCCGCAGGAGCCACCACAGGAGACCGUCAUUCCGGCAUUCGCGGACGAACACCUGUCGUUUGAGAUCAUCGUGAAGGAGAUCGGCAGCGGCAGAGCGAGCCUCGAAGGUCGCGUGCGUAAUCUCGACAACUCAGUGGUCUCCAACAUCUCUGUGCUCUGUGCAGUGACUAAGCAGCAGAAGUUGCAACUUUCGCCCAUUGGCAGCAACACCCUUGCACCAGGAGCUAGCUCGUCGCUGGGGAUCCGUGUGACGGGACAGCCAGGUGCGAAGGUGAAGGUGCGGGUGAAGCUGGAGUACAACGCUGGCUCGCAGGCAGUUUUCUUUACAAUUUCUUUAAUCAACAGAUUCAUCAUGGAUUUCAACAAGCUGCAAGCCCAAGUGCAAAACGCGUUUUCUGCAAUUGACUCUCAAACGCAGAACUCCCAGCUGCUGACCCGUUUCGAACAGCAAUUCAAGCUUCCUCGCUCCUACAUUGUUCUGGGUGGCGUUGGAUUCUACUUGCUGCUGGUGUUUCUGAAUUUUGGCGGAAUCGGCCAAUUACUUUCCAACUUUGCCGGAUUCGCGUAUCCUGGCUACUUGUCUCUGAGGGCACUCAAGACCUCCACCUCCAAGGAUGACACCAGAUUGCUGACGUACUGGGUUGUGUUUGCUGCUCUGAACGUUGUGGAGUUUUGGUCCAAGGCUAUUCUGUACUGGGUGCCAUCUUACUUCCUGAUCAAGACGUUCUUCCUGCUGUACUUGUCACUUCCUCAUUACAACGGUGCAGAGGUUAUUUACCACAAGGUUCUCGCUCCUUUGACCGACCGCUAUGUCGACGGGGGUGCUCCUGCAAACGACCUUCUGAACAAGGUCCAGGAGAAGACUCAGUAAGACUGCAAAGGGUAUGCAAGAGCAGAAGACAAUUUUCUCGAGGUGUCUUCGGGACGCCUACCCGAUGGGGCUGGGCCGGCCCGGUUUUCUAAGAGAGUUCUUUUAUUUAGUUGUUAAAUGUCUCAUUCUCCGUUUUCC